AUGAUCUGCAGUGAGAACCAGCGGCUGUGAACCCUCCUAAGCCGCAUGCCGCUGAAACUGCAUCACCGGGGCAACGCCAGUAGCCUGGGCGCUGGCCCGGGACACAACAUGGGCUUGGGGGUCGUUCCUGACCCCUUUCUGGGGCGUGAGGUGACCAGCGCCAAGGGCGACCAUGCCUGUCUUUACAUUCUGCUCAUCAAGAUCUUCUACACCUGUCUGGCUGGAGGCCUCAUCCUGGCCUAUACCCACUCUCUCAGGCUCAUUGAAGCCAAGGAUGAGCCAUCCCAACCCCACCCCGAACACCACGUCCUGGCCGCCGCAGCCCAACUGCUGGCUGAAGGCCGCUGCCCACCCUUGCCCAGAGCACCCAGGGGGUCUAGAACCACAGCAGCAGCUCGCUCAUGCCUUCAUCAUCUCCCUUAUCCUGGGUGCAGUCCUUGA
Molecule: messenger RNA, 441 nt
Organism: Pteronotus mesoamericanus
Lineage: Eukaryota; Metazoa; Chordata; Mammalia; Chiroptera; Mormoopidae
Gene: KCNE5
Product: potassium voltage-gated channel subfamily E regulatory subunit 5
Biological process (GO): ventricular cardiac muscle cell action potential; regulation of ventricular cardiac muscle cell membrane repolarization; membrane repolarization during action potential
Cellular component (GO): membrane
Molecular function (GO): potassium channel regulator activity; voltage-gated potassium channel activity involved in ventricular cardiac muscle cell action potential repolarization; transmembrane transporter binding
Source: RefSeq, a predicted model, not a curated record